AUGCCAUUAUUCGAAACAAUCAAGAUAGAUAAAGAAAAAAUAAAGAAUAUUGUUAAAGAUAACUGGGAUCUCGACCUUGGUGAUUGCAUUAAAGAAAGUCAAAAUCACACUUUUUCAGCAGAAAGAGGAAAUGAUAAAUUUAUUGUUCGUGUGACACCAGAUCCAAAGAAACAAAGAAUUGAAUGUACAGAAUUAGAAACAUCACUUUUACAAUAUUUAUCAAAUGACAUUUCUGUUUGCCCAUCAGUAGAAAAUAAAGAUGGUAAGCUUAUGCUUGUUGUUGAUGAUUUAAUCAUUUGUGUUUUUAAAUAUGCCAAAGGUGACCCAGUAAACUAUGUCGAAUGGAAAUGGUUAAAUAAAAAUGUUGUUAAUGAUUUAGGUACUUGGUUUGGUAAACUUCAUAAACUUACCCGUCAAUUCUCUAAAGAGUAUCCAGAAAUUUCAUCAAAAGCACGUCAUUGGACAACUCUUCACGACUCAAUCUUAAAAGAUGUUCCAGUAGAUGAAAGGGAUAACCAAACAUCUAAAGAUCCAAAUAAAUUUACAAUUAUCCAUGGUGAUGUUAAUCCAAGCAACUAUUUUUGGUCAGAAAGUGAAGGAAUCUGUAUGUUUGAUUGGGAUCAAACUCAAUUAUCAUGGCUUCUAUACGAUUUAAGUGCUCCAAUAUUUGGUGUUUGGGUUUUAGAAAAGAAAGGUUCCCCAAUUGAUGGUAAAAUCUUACCAGAGUUCAACUCUCAACAAUAUACCGAUUACCUUCUCGAAACUUAUGAGCCAAUUUUUGGCGAAAAAGUUUGUCGUGAAUCAUUAUCAAGAAUGGUCGAUAUUCGUAAACAACUAUAUGUUCGUUUCUGUAGAGCUGCAAUCCACGAAUUAGAGGAAUCAUCCCCAAUGUAUAAAUUCUGCAAAGGUAUGAAUGAUUUCUUUGAAACCCUUGGUAUAAACUAA
Messenger RNA from Dictyostelium purpureum, 945 nucleotides. RefSeq lists its product as uncharacterized. NCBI's taxonomy places the organism in Eukaryota, Evosea, Eumycetozoa, Dictyosteliales, Dictyosteliaceae. Gene Ontology annotation, molecular function: amino acid kinase activity. Bases 1 to 945 code for a protein of 314 amino acids. The transcript has a single exon. The record is from RefSeq and is a predicted model, not a curated record.